This is a messenger RNA of Thyridium curvatum, 1149 nucleotides long. RefSeq lists its product as uncharacterized. The record is from RefSeq and is a predicted model, not a curated record. The transcript is spliced from 3 exons. The coding region runs from base 1 to 1149 and encodes 382 amino acids. NCBI's taxonomy places the organism in Eukaryota, Fungi, Ascomycota, Sordariomycetes, Thyridiales, Thyridiaceae.
AUGCAUCCCUCGUCGAACCCUAGAUAUCACCAGCCGGGCCAAGACCCGUCGCAACAGCGCCGGUCUUACGGGGGCGGCGCCGCAGCCGAUAGAUUCCGACCAUCGCCAAUUAACACGUCGGCUGCGGCUGCGGCAAGGGGCAUGAGUGGCUCGGCUGCCUACAGUGGCUACUACCAGGACACGGCACCAAACACUUUCCCCGCGGCGACUGGGAUGCCGCAGGGCGCCAUGGGCUAUCACCAGCCAGCGGCAGAUUACGGUCAAGACGCGCGCCAAACCCAGGGCUUUGCCAACGCGUACAACCAGGCCAGUAUGAUGUACAAUGUCCCACAAGCAAGCACGCAAAGCUCCGUCUACGAUACGAGUCACCAGUUCUCCUCUCGGCAGCCCGCAGCGUUGCAGAUGAUGGCGACGGAUGUGACGGCCCCGUACUUCCAAAGCGAGCCAGCCAAUGCGGCCGCAGCGCAAGGCAUCCCGCCGCAAACAGCCUCUGCUGGCGCCUCGGCGGGGGUAUAUCAACAAGGACAAGCCGACAGGUCGAGCAUGCUGCAGAGUUAUGCUGGCCAGAUGGCUUCGAUGGGAGGCAUGGGCUCUCAACAACAACAACAACAAGCGUCAACAGCCUCUGCCGCCGACACCAGCAUGGAAGAGCAAGAGUACAGAGCACCGGGCGGGCUUGAAGAAGCCUAUGCCUCCUAUCAGACUGCGCUGAAGGAGAUCUUCCAAAAUAUCAUCAACGGUGUGUUGGCGUCGGCUAGCGACAGUCUCCUCAACGUUUCCGACUGGCUCCUUUCCCACGUUGCUGAGCUGGGCCUCAACAUGGACGAUCAAAGCCUCCACGCAGACCGUAUCAAGCUAUGGAACGACUUCAACCACGCAUGGCUGGCUCUCUUGCAAAAACAAAAGGACAUGAUGGAGUCGGGACAGCAGUUGCAGCGAUCCCAAAGCCUUGUGUCUCAAGAGAGCCUCGAGAAGAUGGGCAAGGAGCUUGUGCGCCUCUGCGAUGGUAUCGAGCGCCACGGGCUGGUCGACUACCAGUACGGGGUUUGGGAGGAGCAAAUCAUUGCGAUCCUCACAGAGUGCCUAGACCUGUACGAGACACCCGGUGCCGGCGGAGAUGCUGCAGGCUCGACUUCGCACCGCGCGUAA